AUUGAUUGAACUACUUCGAUGUAACUGAAAAUUUCAUGUGCUAAUCCUAAGACUGGAUCAAUUAAUUAAUAGGACGAAAGGAGAUUCGCAGUCACAGUAUUUAUCAAAUUUUAAUGAAAAUAUGUGACUCUUUUGUCCACUAAACAAUGGAUAAUAACACUGAAUUUUUAUCAUUAGCCAGACAAAGUAGUCUUGAAGGGAAUUUAUCACUAGCUAUACAAAAUUACUUCUCCUACUUCCACAAUGCGCCUAAAAUAUCUUGGGAUCAAGUAAAUGUGGAAGAGUUCGUUGAUUUAAUUUGUGACCUUAAAAUUUUUCUCCGGAUCCCACCUGUUGCCGAAGAAUUAUGGAAUACUAUAAAAGAGGCCACAAAUCUUUUUCCAGAUAAUUGGAGGUUGAUGGAUCUCUCAGCAGACAUAUAUUAUCAAUUUGAAUGUCAUGAGGAAUUUAUUACGAGUGCAUUCAGUGCAUUUGAAAUUGCACAGAAAAAUAAUGUAUCUUGUCUAUCUCUUGAAAGGAAAAUAUUAGAUAUUAUGUGGUUCAAAGUUCCUAGAUGGCACUUCCGGAUGUUGAAUGGUAAAUUGCGAAAUACUGCAUAUAAGAAGGCAAUUCAUAAAGCUCUUGAUGAAGAAUUCACUAGUGCUCUAGAUAUAGGUGCAGGAUGCGGUUUGCUUAGCUUAUAUUUAGGCACUCAUCGCUCGAAACCUACAAUAACUUUGUUCGAAUCCGACAAAACCUUUUAUGAUUUAGCAGUUUUGAAUUUGAAAAAAUAUUGUCCAGAAAUUGUUUUAGAUAGUUACCAAUCAAAUUCAAACGAUAUAGAAAGAACCAAAUUCAAGUCGAAUUUAUUGGUAACGGAAAUAUUUGAUGUGGCAGUUUUCGGAGAGGGUAUUCUAUCCACAUUACUACACUCCUUCAAUUGGCACAUAGAUACAAGUAAUUACAGAAUAAUUCCAGCGCGAGUCAACAUUUUUGUUACCGGAAUAACAUGUAAAAAUUUAGAUAGACAAUUUAGACUUCAAAAUAAAAUCUCAAGUUUACUUAUUGAUGAAAAUAUACUUGUCACUAAAAAUAUAGAAGGAGACCCUUACGAUGCUGAAAAUAUAUUGGGACAUAAAUUUCAGGCUUUAACCGAAACGACCGAAUUAAUGAAACUUUAUUUUCAUGAGAAAGAGACACUUGAAUUCAUUUACGGUAAUAAUUGGAGCAAAGAAAUAAAUUUGAAAGGAAUUGGGAGUGGGUUUAUAGAUUGUUUGGUUGUGUGGUUUGAUCUUCAUCUCGAUAAUGAAACAAUGAUUUCCACCAAUCCUUUGCACAAUCAGAAUGAACCCUGCUGGGAGCAAGCAAUAUUCCACUGUAGGACCCCUUUGGAAAUCAGUGAAAAUAAGAAUAUAACAUUAUCUGUGAAAAUCCAGGAUGAACAUUUGCUUUUCGAAAAAAUAGAUGAAAGCUUACAAACCAUUCCCCACUUUAUACUUGAUGGAAUCUGUCUACAAUUUUUGAACGAUGUGGAAUGGACCAAAUUCUUGAUAUCUCUGUCCGAAAUGAUUACUGAAAAUGAGCAACUCACAAUAUUGGAUUUUAGUUGUUUUCCAUUGCUUGGAUUACUAUUAGCUAAAAAAGGACACAAAGUUAUUCAUAUAGACCAAAGUUCUGAAAAUAAUGAUCUGGUCGAUUAUUUGGUUAAAAAAAAUGGGAUAAAUCCAUUAUUUUUUCAAGCUGUUGAUAGACAUGUUUUUGCACCUUACGUUUUGAGGGAGGAUAAAAUAGAUUAUGUUUUUUUUGAGCCCUGCGAUUCUGGGGGUAGGUUAAAUUCGUCACCUUCUGACAACAUUAUUUUUAAAAAAUUCAAAUUUAAUGGGUUUUUCACUGAUAUCUAUGUCCAUUUCAAAUUGAUAUAUUCCGCCUAUUUAAAUUAUUGCAAUAAGGUUUCUGUGGAGAAUGUACAACCUUUCGAGAAUCUGGCCAAUAAUAUCAAUUUAUUCACGGGUACUGAACAUCCAUGUUUACCUCAUGAUUUUCCGCAUGAGGACAUUACAAAUGAUCAGAAAUGGAAUGUGAAAGAGAAUCCUCAGAAAGUAUUUUCAUUGAGAAGUUUGAAAGAUGGGAAAGUAAAUGCAAUAUUAACCUGGUUCACUAUCGUUGGUAAAGGGGGAAUUCAGUAUUGUACCAGAGAAAGCACCUACUUCAAUCUGAAUGCUCUGCUCAUACCAGAAAGGAGAGUGGAAAAGAGUGAAACUCUGAUUGCAUGUUGUCAGUAUGAAAAGGGAGGUUUUUUUAAGAUUCAGAUUUGUGAGGAAAAAGAGCUUGCUAGGGGUUUUUCAGUUGAAGAGAAGCAUAGUCUUCCCCUCAAGAACUUUUUUGCUGCUUAUCAUAAUGAAUAUCUAGAAUCUGAACAUGAUUCGGCGUUGAAUAAUGAUUAAUAAAAUUCUCUAUACAU
Molecule: messenger RNA, 2440 nt
Organism: Coccinella septempunctata (seven-spotted ladybird)
Lineage: Eukaryota; Metazoa; Arthropoda; Insecta; Coleoptera; Coccinellidae
Product: protein arginine N-methyltransferase 9-like
Exons: 3
Coding region: 147-2423 (758 amino acids)
Biological process (GO): peptidyl-arginine methylation
Molecular function (GO): protein-arginine omega-N monomethyltransferase activity
Source: RefSeq, a predicted model, not a curated record